UUAGUAGUUUUUCUUGAUUUUGACCAUUAAUAUUGGCUCACCAGACUGUUCCACAGCAGUUUUACCGGUACGUAAAUCAUCAAAAACGCAAACUGGGCGAGUAAGAGCUCAAUGACAGUUUUCUAGUCUUUUUUGACACCGCCGAGGUCACAUGACAGCGUUGUCAGGACGUUGCAAAGAUGGUGAUCUUCAGUGUGUAUUUGGUGAACAAGGCUGGAGGUUUAAUUUACCAAUAUGACAACUACGUCCCGAGGGCGGAGGCCGAGAAAACCUUUAGCUAUCCUUUAGAUCUGGUGCUCAAACAUCACGAUGAAAAGGUCAUCGUAUCGUUUGGACAACGCGACGGAAUCAGAGUGGGACAUGCAGUGCUGUCCAUCAAUGGAGUCGAUGUGAUUGGAAAGAACACGGCAGAGGGAAAGGACAUCCUUGAAUACUUGAAAGAUCCCUCAAAUUAUCCAGUGUCCAUUCGAUUUGGACGGGCACGGCUGAGCUCCAAUGAAAAGCUGAUGCUGGCAUCCAUGUUCCACUCGUUGUUUGCUAUAGGUUCACAGCUGUCCCCCGAAGUUGGCAGUUCAGGGAUCGAGAUGCUAGAGACAGACGUCUUCAAACUCCACUGCUUCCAGACUCUCACGGGGAUUAAGUUCAUUGUGCUGGCAGACCCUCGACAAUCUGGCAUUGACACGCUGUUGAGGAAGAUUUACGAAAUUUAUUCCGAUUUUGCUCUUAAGAACCCGUUCUAUUCUCUGGAAAUGCCAAUCAGGUGUGAACUCUUUGAUCAGAAUCUGAAGAGUGCACUGGAGAUUGCAGAGAAAGCUGGCAACUUUGGAGCCGGAUCUUGACCCAGAGGGGACUAAAGAGACAACAUGAAUCUGCCUGAAUGCUAAUUUCUCAUCACAAGAGAUUUAGUGAAUUACUAAGACUGUAGACCUUGGUGAGGGAAAUUGAGUGGAUUUUCUUUGUUACUCUUGACUGGGAUUUGACACAUUGUAAAAACAUAAUAUUUUGUAAAUACUAAAAGAUUAAACUCACGUGUGUUAAUAUUUCA
Molecule: messenger RNA, 1045 nt
Organism: Xiphias gladius (swordfish)
Lineage: Eukaryota; Metazoa; Chordata; Actinopteri; Istiophoriformes; Xiphiidae
Gene: trappc4
Product: trafficking protein particle complex subunit 4
Exons: 5
Coding region: 180-839 (219 amino acids)
Biological process (GO): endoplasmic reticulum to Golgi vesicle-mediated transport
Cellular component (GO): TRAPP complex
Source: RefSeq, a predicted model, not a curated record